UAGAUAAGAGCCAACACGUGGAAAUGUUCACACCGACAGCCGACUCCUGUGUAACAUGGUCACAAUGAAGUCCUGCUUUCUUUUUGCCUGCAUUAUAGGCCUAUCCCUUGCACAGGAUUAUAUAGAGCUCCGCCCUUAUAACCUGACCGCUUUAAACAUAUUCCAUAAUUCGGAUUUCAACGGCAACGGACAAUUUGAGCGCAGCGAGCUCAACGACGUCUUCCAGAACUACGACGUGAACCACGAUGGUCGUAUAGCUCGGCACGAGUAUCUUCACUUCGUCUCCCAGCCUCUGUACAACUUCGCCGUGAUACUAUUUGAGGACUAUGACUGUGCACCGCCACCCGAUGGUUUCGUUGAUGACGUAGACUUCGACUUAUAUUACAAGUUAAUGGAUGGAAACCAGGACGGAAUGGUGGAUAGUGAUGAGUUCGUGCACCACUGGAUAAGCGUCCUUGAGAAUAAUGAGGCCGCCCACUCUCCUUCACAGCCACCAGUUAUGCCAUGAAGUAGCCAGAGCCUAUCUAGAACUUUGCUGGUAUUAAUAAACCAUGAUCCUCAUUGA
This is a messenger RNA of Pecten maximus, 565 nucleotides long. RefSeq lists its product as uncharacterized. The coding region runs from base 56 to 508 and encodes 150 amino acids. The record is from RefSeq and is a predicted model, not a curated record. NCBI's taxonomy places the organism in Eukaryota, Metazoa, Mollusca, Bivalvia, Pectinida, Pectinidae. The transcript has 5 exons. Gene Ontology annotation, molecular function: calcium ion binding.